GCGACAGAAAGCUAAUAAUUUAUUCAUCUUCCGAUUUUGCAGAUUAUUUUAGAUUAGUGUUUCAUCGUUCUUAUUUUUUGGAUAAUCGCAUUUUUGAAUGUAAAAGGAUCAAAUAUCUAUAGCUAAAUGGUUGUGAAUAUGUGUGUUCAGUUUUAAUUGUAUUAUUUUUCUUUUGCAAUCAUAAUGAAGUUAGUGAACGAAAAACGUCAAAGUUUGGUUAGGGCAGGUCAAUUUAGGUUAUUUCCUCUUUCUGUUUUUUGCAAAGAUUUAAUUACAAUUCAUUGUAUAGAAACUGCGGCUUUAAUAAUGUAAAAUAUGUAUGAUAGUCCUUGAUUUGAUGAGAUGCUUCCGUUUUGGAAAAAGACACUACAAAAAAACAAAUCACCCUUAUCAUCUCCUGGGAAAAAAGUAAACGGGAGUGUAGAAUCUCCGGUUGAAGCCUCAAAAUUCUUUGAACCGUGCUCCAGAGGUCCACUUUUCGACUUCAAAUAUGAUAAUGAAGACGUGCUGCAACAAAAAUCGCGACUGCUGCCCACGUUCCGCGAUGCUCUUGACGACAGACUGGCGCAGUCGUUCUUCAUGCAAUACCUGGAGGCGAGAGGCUACGCCUCGCUGCUCAACGCACUACACGAUCUCAAGAAGCUUCUGAGACCAGCUCAGAGAUCAGCUGUGAGUCAUGAGGCCGCAACAGCUGUGAGUGGGUCGGCAACAGCUGUUGGCCGAGGUGCCAUCACUAGAACUAGAAGCAACGAUGCGGUGAGCUUGGUGAGCGAAGGGAACCUGGCUGGCUCGGCGAGAGUACGGUGCGUCAGUGAGUCCGGAGAUCAGCCCGCCAACUCCGCUAACAGGAUUUGGCAGAGGUAUUUGGCAGAAGAUGCCCAGGAACAUAUUCGAGUUCCGGAGGAGCUUCGUAGUUGUGUGCAUGCGUCAAGGUCACACCCUGACGCGCAAGAGCACGCACUGCACAGGUUACACGACCAUGUACAAACUACCCUAGAAAAAGACUUGUGGAACGAGUAUGUGUCGAGUGAAUGGCACGUCAAGUACCAAGUAGAAGUGCUGACUAGCAGAAACAUUAACCUCGCCGAUAUCCUACAUCACAAUACGGCACUUACGUCGUUCAUUGAGUUCCUGGAGCAAGAAGGCUGUCAGUACAUCAUAGAAUUUUGGCUGGCGGCAACAAACUUUGAAUCUCUCUCGCAGUGCGACGACAUCGAUCCUCUUCAAGCUCAGAAUGAUGCUAUGAUCAUCUAUGAUAAGUACCUGUCGCUGCAAGCUCUGUGCCCUCUGGGCGUGGCGGACUCAGUGCGCUGUGAUGUGGAGCAGAACAUCUGUCGCGAGGAGUCCCUCCGCCCCGCUCCCGCCUGCUUCCGCCCCGCGUUGCGGUUGGCGCUCGGAUACCUGCAGACGGUUUGGUUGCCCGCAUUCGUCUGCUCGCAGCACUAUGUGGUUCUAUUGGCGGAACUGCUGCGUAGUUCUGGCGGUGUUGGCAACAGUGGGGCAGGGGGCAGUUCUGCGCAUGCGCACAACGCCAGUCCGAGUCCGGCUUCCAGUGUGACCGAUCUGAGUGGCUGCGGGGAGGGGGCCGCCAUGCUCAGGAGGGACCGCGACCCCGACUCCAUAUGGAAGCGGAGGAGGCAGGCUUGUGGUCUUAGUAUUGGCAGAAUAGAUCAGCUGGGUCGGUUUGAAACAGACAUGGAAUUGGGCUCCGAUCGAAAGUCAGAAUCUCGAAUAAGCAGAGUAGUGAAGAAACUAGUGAACAAAGACGAAGGAAAGGCGCAAGAAGACAUGGCAUGGCGUAUAGCCGAGAUGAUAGUCAAAGAUGUGACCGACAUCACCAUGGGUGGAGGGGCGGGACUGAGCGACGAUGACGAUUAUGACGUCACGUGACCGAUGACGUCAUCAACCCUCUCUCCUACCACCCCCAUCGUGCUGCUACCAUCACCCUCCGCCUCACUGUGAAGUACCUUCCAAAAGUUAUACUAUUAUUAUACAGAUUAGACUUGCUGAAGUGAUAUUCAUUUUAUACAGUCAACAUUUGCUGAAUGGGAAGCAUUGGUGUAGGCCUAUGCGAAAUGCUGACAGUUAAAACUGAAUCUCACUUGUUAUCUGGUGGAGGCAGUAGUUUUUUCAAUCAAAAUCUUAUCGUAUUAUCUAUGAAUUUUAAGUCAAGUAUGUAGCAGUUAUUUUAAAAUUGAUUUACCUUAUUUCACCAAAUUAGAUGUUUUUAUUAAUUAGCUUCAUUAUCAUUAUUAACUACUAUUUCAUAAAUGUAUGGUUGCGUUUAUUAUGUGUUUAAUUGAUGGUUCAAACCAACUGGUGAUCUAUCCCCGUUUAAACCAUAAUGGGCCACAAUCAUACGAAUAUUUUAACCCUUUAAACUAACAAAUUUGAGUUCAUUACUUGACAAAUGAUAUUAUGUCACAACAAAGAGACAGAUUGCAUUAAUUAUUGUAAAAUAAUUACAAUAAAAUAUUACUAAUUUGUAUAAGAGAAGAUGUUGUGGUAAUUCUCCAUAAUUGAAAUUAUUAUAGAAUGAGGCGUUGAACCAACCUAUAUACAAUUAUUUUCUGUCUACUCAAUAUGGAUAUAGGAAUAUUAUUCAUAAGUUACAAUUUCACACACCCAACCUGAAAAGGUUAAGGUAAUAAUAAUAAUAAUAAUAAUAAUAAUAAUAUAAUAAUAAUAUUUUAUUCUCAACACAAGUAUAACAAAAACAAUGUAAUACAGUUGAAAAACGUCACAGAUAAAUAACAUAAUAACAUAAAAUAUCAAUCUUAAAAUAAAACUCUAAUAACAUUUAACAAUUCAUUCAAUUUAGAUAAUAAUUUUUUCACUCUAACAAGAAUUCGUCAACCUCAUAGAAAGCCUUCUCACUGAGAAAAUAAUAUAGUUUUGUUUUGAAUUGUUUUUCUUCAACAAUACUUCUCAAAUCAGCCGGAAGUUUCGCAAAAAACUUUUGUCCCCUAUAAGUAGGUGUUUUCUCAAAUACACUCAGCCUUUGUCUCUCAACUGAAAUGUUAUUCCUUCCUCUAGUGUUAUAGCCAUGAAUAUCUGAGUUAACUUGGAAUGAAUUCAACCUAUCCUUCACAUGUAAUAUUGAUUUGAAAAUGUACAAUGAUGGAACAGUUAAAAUACUUAGGCUACUAAAAGACUCCCGACAUGUCUGUGGAAAUUUGAGCCCUUCCAGGUAUCUUAUUGCGGACUUUUGCAGAACAAAAAUUCUUUGAAUGUUUUGCUUCGAGGUACUCCCCCAUAAUUCAAUGCCAUAAGUAAUGUGGGAUUCAAUCAGUGCAUAGUAGACACUUUUUGCUGUUGUUUUAGGCACCCGUUUAACAAUAUUUCUAAAUGCAAAAAGUGACCUACUCAAUUUCAAUGAUAUCUUGUUUACAUGAUCCCCCCAAUUAAGCUUGGAAUCCAUCGACAAACCUAACAUGUUCACAACAGUACAACUUUCAAUGUUCGUUUCACCAAGUGUUAUGGUGGGGUGAAAAGGACGAUACUUAUAAUCAAAGCUGAUGACAUGACUUUUGUUUGAAUUUAUAGUGAGGUCUGAAUCAUUAAAAAACUGCACAACCUCAUUUGCCAUGUUAUUUACUAAAGGGGGAAUUUAUAUAGCCUCAUAGCUGGAAAUCAUAAUGGCCUCAUCUCAAUAAUUUCAAGUUUAAAUUGGAUAUGAUCUAUGUUCUCAGAUCAUGGUUUUCAUGCUAUGAGGCUAUAUAAAUUCAUCCCCCUUUAGUACAUUAGGUACCUUAUUAGGUUGAUUAUGUAAAAUUGUAACUUAUGAAUAAUAUUCUUAUAUCCAUAUUGAGUAGAUAGAAAAUAAUUGUAUAGUUGGGUUCCAUCACCAGUACCCACCUAAAUGUCAUGCUAGAUAUAAUUUUAAUCAGACAUUUAUUAUAAAUGAAACAUUACAUGAUCUCUGUCCUUAUAGAAGUCAAUUUUCAAAAUCAUUAAGGGAGAUACAAUCACUAGUAGGCUACCAACCCAAUUUAAAUAUAAAUUUUAAUUUACAAACUAUUUUCAACCUAAUUUUAUUGCAUAAUUAUCAUAAUUUUAUUCAUCAACACAAACAAUUUUCUAUUUUACUUCCUUUUUAAAGCCUCAGCACAUAACCUAAAAUGAAAUUUCCUGUUCCUUAAAUAAUAACAAUCAGUGGCAGGUGAAGCCAUGUAACCUAGUUCUGUAAUUUAAAUUGAUUGGACAAACAUAGUGGAACAAAUAGUGGUAUUAUAAUCAUCAACGUCAACUUGUGGGAUAGUGUCAAGCAACAGAAAUAGCCGAAUUUCUUAUUAUCUUUUAUCAUUGGUGUCAUCUUCCAUGUACUCAUCACGAAAUACUCAUUCAUUCUACCGUAUGUAUGAUUAUUUAGGAUGUUGUAUUUUGUAGAUUCGCCACUAUUCCCUCUCUUCUUUUUACUUCUGCGAUUGCUAGGAUCAACAAUUCUGUCACUCACUUGAUUGUUUUUACCCUCAUAAUUAUGUCAACCUCAUCCUUUUAUCCAUCCUCAAGCAAAAACCCUACAUGGUAGGGUAUCGUUUAUGCUUUACUAUAGCCACACUUUUAUUAUAAGCUUUUACUAUGCCCGCCAAACACCCCUCCCCCCAAAUAAAAUCCAUGUUGGCAAUCUCACUAGGUCAGGUCUGAAGGGGGGAGUGGCAAAAUUUUCACGCUAUCCUAAUGCUCAAUAUCUCAGCAUUAUUUGUUGAAGAAUCAAAUGAUUACAUCAUUUGAAACAUCACCCUCUCUUGGUGCUGUAAAUAGGACAUGGGAGUCGACGCCAAAUCGCUCUUGCAGAGUGGGCGUUUAGAGACGCGUUUUCCCUAGCAAACACAUUAAUAGCAGCAAUAAUCGACAAUUAUGUCACUCAUUUGGUUGAUAUCCUCAUGCAGUUAUUGAUCUUCUUCUUCUCUAUACCUAGUCUUUCCAUAGUCCGCACACUGCAUGAGAAUGGCACAAAACUUAGUCAAUGGAAACGUGCCAUUCUAGAAAUGAAUGACAGUUAUUGAUGUUCAAGCAAAAACCCAACAUGGAAGGGUAUCGGGUAUGCA
Molecule: messenger RNA, 5051 nt
Organism: Nilaparvata lugens (brown planthopper)
Lineage: Eukaryota; Metazoa; Arthropoda; Insecta; Hemiptera; Delphacidae
Gene: pkaap
Product: A-kinase anchor protein 10, mitochondrial
Exons: 10
Coding region: 343-1890 (515 amino acids)
Biological process (GO): intracellular protein localization
Cellular component (GO): plasma membrane
Molecular function (GO): protein kinase A binding
Source: RefSeq, a predicted model, not a curated record